CAAGGGUCAACCUGAAAGAUGGCGGCGGCAAUGACCUUCUGCCGGCAGCUGGGCCGGAGCGGCGCAGCGGCACUUAUCCUGCCCCGGGGCACCAGGUGUUUCGGGGUUCAUAUCUCGCCGACCGGGGAGAAGGUCACGCACACCGGCCAGGUUUAUGAUGAUAAAGACUACAGGAAAAUUCGAUUUGUAGGUCGUCAGAAAGAGGUGAAUGAGAACUUUGCCAUUGAUUUGAUAGCCGAGCAGCCUGUGAGUGAAGUGGAGAAUCGCAUAGUAUCGUGUGACGGUGGUGGUGGGGCUCUAGGCCACCCGAAAGUCUACAUAAACCUGGACAAAGAAACAAAAACUGGGACGUGCGGUUACUGUGGCCUCCAGUUCAAACAGCAUCACCAUUAGAGCAGACCGUGCACCUGUGUCUUGGGAGGCUAUCCACGUGAGCAUUUCUGCGUUAGCAUAACAUAGGGGAGGUCCUCGUGCUGCACGCGGGCGUUCUGACUGUGAAUAAAGGGCGUUGUGGUCA
Molossus molossus (Pallas's mastiff bat) is the source of this 517-nucleotide messenger RNA. It is a transcript of the gene NDUFS6, whose product is annotated as NADH:ubiquinone oxidoreductase subunit S6. The record is from RefSeq and is a predicted model, not a curated record. The transcript is spliced from 4 exons. Lineage: Eukaryota; Metazoa; Chordata; Mammalia; Chiroptera; Molossidae. Gene Ontology annotation, biological process: mitochondrial electron transport, NADH to ubiquinone. The coding region runs from base 19 to 393 and encodes 124 amino acids.